Messenger RNA from Paramisgurnus dabryanus, 1503 nucleotides. It is a transcript of the gene nkap, whose product is annotated as NFKB activating protein. The record is from RefSeq and is a predicted model, not a curated record. Gene Ontology annotation, molecular function: chromatin binding. Gene Ontology annotation, biological process: regulation of gene expression. NCBI's taxonomy places the organism in Eukaryota, Metazoa, Chordata, Actinopteri, Cypriniformes, Cobitidae. Gene Ontology annotation, cellular component: nucleus.
AUGCGCGCGUCAUGCAAUUGUGAAUCACGAUAGAAGAAGAACUCAACGAAAAGGAAACGUAAACACACGUAUCUGGUGCGCAUGUAGCUUAUAUGUGGAAUAUACAUCUUUAUAGAGGUGCAUUUAGGCUGUGCGAGGCAGUCUACAAUAAUGCCUGAGCUGGAAGUGAAAUAUUCAGACGCCGUGAGCCCGAAGAAACGCCGCCACAGUCGCUCGAGGAGUCGCUCACCGGACCGAGAGCUGAAACACUCAAGACACGAUGAAGACCACAAACCGCGAUACACGGAUCGAAACCGCUUCCGUGUGGGAAAUUCUCGCAGUCGGUCGAGGUCCAGAGAACGAGAUCGGUUAAAUGUGUCGGAUCAGAGAACCGGCCCUGGAUACAGAUCUGAUUACUAUGACAAGAGAGAUGAUGCCCAACGACAGAGACAAGACGCCUUUAUUGCAAGGCGCCUGCAAGAGCGUGAAAGAAUUGGUGAAUCGGGAUGUCCAGAGGUUUGGGGCUAUUCUCCACGAGUCCGAGAACCUGACUCGGAUGAACAUACUCCUGUAGAAGAAGAUGUGAAAAACAGCAGCUCUGAAACGAGUUCAGAGGAAGAAAAGAAAAAGAAGAAAAAGAAAAAAAAGAAGAAAUCCAAGAAGAAAAAGAACAGAAAGCACUCAGAUGACAGCGAGUCUGAAAGUGAUUCUGAAGAAGAGCUGAAGAAGAAGAAAAGAAAGAAGAAGAGCAAAAAGAAGAAGUCAAAGAAAAAGAAGGCAAAGAAGAAUCAGAAGGAGUCCAGUAAUUCCAGCAGUGACCAAUCAGAUGCAGAGGAAGAGGACAUGAAUGAAAUCUCAUGGGUGGAAAAAACUGGUGUGGGAGAGCAUGUUGUUGGACCCGAAGCUCCUCUCACUCACCUAUCUCAAGAUGACAAACCUCUAGAUUUUGGACAUGCUUUGCUACCAGGUGAAGGUGCAGCCAUGGCAGAGUUUGUGAAAGCUGGUAAACGAAUCCCAAGAAGAGGUGAAAUCGGUCUGACUAGCAAUGAGAUUUCAGAGUUUGAGAAGUCUGGCUAUGUCAUGAGUGGAAGCCGACAUCGGCGUAUGGAGGCUGUGCGUCUGAGAAAGGAAAACCAGAUCUACAGCGCUGAUGAGAAGAGAGCACUCGCCUCCUUUAACCAGGAAGAGAGAAGAAAGAGGGAGAGUAAAAUCCUUUCCAGCUUCAGGGAAAUGGUGUAUAGAAAGACUAAAGGAAAAGAUGAGAAGUAGACUCUACUCCAUCAUUUUUAUUUCUGUUGACUUCUUUUUCUUUUUAAGAGAUGGAUGACAAAAUAAAACGUAGUUCAGAUUAACACCUUUUUAAAACUUGAGUGUAUAGAGUUUUAUCGGCUUGAGGCAUCACACCAUACAAUGUACAGUGAGAGGUUUGUGAACAAAAAUUGUUAUUGCUAUUAUUAAACUUUCUUUUCACAAAUAAGGAUGUAAUGUGUUAUUUGCAUCAAAAUAAAAUGGUUAUGUGGAACA